Messenger RNA from Mycena citricolor, 8059 nucleotides. NCBI's taxonomy places the organism in Eukaryota, Fungi, Basidiomycota, Agaricomycetes, Agaricales, Mycenaceae. The record is from the annotation of a GenBank genome assembly.
GGGCAACCUCAUCGCAGGCUUCUGGGUGUAAUGGAGGUCAUCGCCGCCGUUCAGCGACAAAUAGAGCGGUGGAGCGCUGGAGGGGAAAUAGAAUGUUGCGACACGCUCAGAGCCGCCCACAAACGCGCCUCGGACCCUCAAGUCUUGGACACGCUCACGACGACGUAUCAAACGCUCUUGUCAUCGACGCUGGCUACAUGGGUCCCGAAACACGCGCUCUCCCCCGCAGCGUUCGUGUCGUUCGUGAAGAAGGCUCAGGACGGUCUCCCGUCUUCCUCGUCCGGCCCUCCCGCAUUCUCGGACAAUCUCUUGGACAUGAUCUGGGCUUUGUAUGCGCAGCUGGACGAGCUGGCUUCUGCGAAAACGACAGUGACGAAUUGCGGGGACACGCCGGAGGGCAGUCUCGCGACCGCGCAGACACAAGCCAAAAAGGCGGCGGAGACGGCAGAGCAGGAUAAACAGGUCCUCACUGGAAUUGUCAAGCAGCUAUUGGAACUUCGUCUCGUAGCGCCGACCACGAUAUUGGAGCGGUUGGAUACGAAGAUAGCUGAGGAUGCAGGUCUUGUGAACAAAGUUGCAUUUGACAAGAAGGAGAUUCGUGUGCGAACGGGACUCUUCUACAAGCAGAACAAGUUCAACCUUCUACGUGAACAAUCUGAAGGUUACAGCAAGCUCGCGGUGGAACUUACCAGUAACCUUGGACCUGCACAUUCAUCCAUCACUGGCGAACCGAUAGAGCCAUACUUUGCCAUAGAAGAACGAGCACGACCUGUAUGGGAGAAACUCAUGAGUCUCAUUGGGUACUUCGAUUUGGAUCCCAACAGAGCUUUGGACAUCAUUCUGGACGUGCUCAUUGUGCAUCUGUCUGCCCAUUAUAGCUUUUUCCUUGCCUUGCUUUCGUUCUCACCAUGGGCGCCCCCGACGAGAAGGCCGUUGAACGAGAGGGAUGGUAUCGAUGAGCCGAUACACUGUUAUGAGGGAAAGAUUCUAGAUGACGUGCUGGCUAUGGCCGAUCAUGGAGGGGAGCAGCCUGCAUCAGUUGAAGUCAGCGAUCCGCGUGUGUUGGCACAAGUGCUUGGCUUCAAGUUCACAUACUAUCAAUCUGCCGAUGUUACUGAAGCAACACCGAAGAAUUUGUAUCUCACUGCUGCCCUAUUGAUUCGACAAGGCUACAUUACUCUCGAAGAUCUACAUCCUCAUUUGGCCCCCGACGACGUUGAGAUGGAGAAAGUGCGGACCGAGUAUGCGAACUCGGUCAAGGCCCGAAUGAGUGCUGCUCGAGUCAGUGCAUUGGCCAUGGCGGCUCCUCUGACACAAGAAGGACCUCCCGCUGCAAAAAGUAGCAGCAAAGUGACCUCGGCGAAUCCGAAGCCGGCAGAAGCGAAGAAACAGGAAAACCAAAAGUUGGAGCUUCUGAAAGCUCUGCUGGCAAUGGGCUCGCUCCGACCCGCCGUGGCGACCAUGUCCAAAUUCCCAUAUCUUGUUGAUGCGCACCCGGAGACCGCGGAUCUGGUGUUGAGGGCGCUCAAGCACUCGGUUUCGACGUUGUACGAGACACAAGUGGCCAACAAGCCUCGAGCUGCGAAUUUCGGGACACCUCGACCCCGCUUUGGAACGACGGGCAUCAUACGGCCACCUCCACGGAAGGGUCUGCUCACGCUCGUCGCACCAACUCCGCCAUGUACCGCCACCCACGACUUCGUGUUCUUUUUCCCGCGGUGGACAGAGCGGAUACCCGUCUGUUCGACGCUGGACGAGCUGAUUCACGUAGUGAAGCCGCUCAUGGCAUUCGUCGGCAUCCAUGCCUCACGUGAUCCAGUGUUCCUGACGAAGCUUUCGAGACUCGCCAGGGUGCAUCUCCAGGCGUCCAAACCCAGCGACGAUGGUGAAGAUCCUAUUCGGAGCUUCUGGUUCAUGAUGUUGCGCAAGUAUCUGCUGCCGUGUCUGAGCCUAGGCAAAUCGAAUGCGACGCUGAUCGUGGACGUCUGGAACACUAUUCGGCAAUACGAAGCGGAGAAGCGCUGGCAAUUGUAUGGAGAGUGGAAGACGACUAUGUAUCAGUCGCAUGCUGAGUUGCGGGUGCGAUUCGUGCAGGUUGACAGGGAAUCGAAAGGUAUCAUGCGCCGGCUGUCGAGCCAGACUGCAGAUUCUCUCUCGGGUUCGGUGUCGAAGCUGGUCAACUGCCAUCCGUGCAUCUUUUUCGCCAACGCGGUAAACCAAGUGAUGGCGUACGACAAUCUGGCGCAGGUCGUGGUGAACGCGUUCCGCAAUCUGACAACGAUGGCGCUGGAUGUGCUGGUGUUCAUCAUUCUGGAUGCACUCUCCAAUCCAAACAAGGACCGGGUCAAAGAGGAUGGGGUGAACACGAGUGAUUGGCUGCAAAGUCUCGCGUCGUUUAUCGGCAUGCUCUUCAAGCGCUACGCCGGAGAUUUGACGCCUGUGCUCAAAUAUGUUGUCAACCAGCUUCACAAUGAGCAAACCGGCGAGCUCAUUGUCCUACGCGAGCUCAUUUGGAAGAUGGCUGGAAUAGAACCUCUGCCGAGUCUGUCUGACUCGCAGAUCGCGGCGAUGGCCGGAGGACCCGUACUGCGGAUCGAAGCGAUCGCGUCCAGCACCCGAGGAGCUGCGCUGGAUCCAAACGAGGUGCUCAGAGGACCCCAAAGGCUUGGAAAGGCGCUCGUGGACUCGUCGCUCGCGCUGCCGCUGCUGAUCCAGAUAGCCCAGCAGCGAGAGGCUUGUGUAUACAAAGCCCCCACACCUCACCUCAAGUCCCUGUCCAGUCUGUUCGACUCCACGCACGGUGUUCUCUUCCAAUAUCUGGAGCUGCUCACUUCUCCGUCGAUCGUGUCUGGCGAGGAUUAUGCAACCAAGGUUCUGCCGUCGCUCGCUGAACUGGGCGAUCUGUAUGGGAUUUCUGCCCCGAUGUGCAUGCACAUCAUCCGGCCCGUCUUGAAUGCCAAGUUGAUGAUUGCCGCCCAAGCGAUGCAGGAGACCGAGCGCAUCGCUGCGGAAGAGCAAGAGAAACGGCUGAAAGCAGCUCUCACUGCGAAGCUGCAAUCAUCGACUUCGACUCCGCGAGUCGCUUCCCCUGGGGUGGAUGUGAAGCCUGAAGCAGAAGCUAAAGCUGAGGCGGAAGUCAAGGCUGAAGCGGAGGCUAAGGCUGAAGCCGGCAAAGAAGAUGUGAGCAUGGAAGGAGUCGAUUCGCCUACACCUGUUCCAGUGGUGCAACCAAAGAGUCCCUGGCUACCUGAACUUGUUCCUCUGUUCGACGACAUCAAGAAGAUCGCGCCGGCGACUGCCAUGGAAGUCUUGGGCCCAGCGUUCUAUCUUUCGUUCUGGCAGCUUUCGACCUACGAUUUGUCGCCUCCGAGCGCCAAAUACGAUGAGAUGUGCUCGACACUCAAGAACCUGGCGAACGAGGAAAACCGCAGAGCUCAGUCCGCUGACAGAUCUCCGGAUCGCAGUGUCCGGGCUACUGUGCCGUCGCACCGCGCGAAAAGCCACCGUUACACGACCUUCAUUACCCAUUUGACGGAGGAGUACAAGCAACAGACCGUUGCACGGGCUUUUACCAUUAAAAGAUUGGCGCGAGAGAAACAUCACUGGUUUGCCAAAACAUCGAGCCUGUCGUCUGUGAUCAUCGGUGCCUUUGUCGACCAUUGCAUCCAGCCACGGUGUCUGCUGUCGCCCAUGGACGCGGAUUAUUGCGCGCAGUUCAUCAAGCUCCUGCACACACUGAACACGCCCUACUUUCACACGGUCAAGUGCUACAACCGGAUCCUCGGAGAAGACACGGUCCGCGCUGUGCUCUUCUCUUGUAGCGAAUAUGAAGCCCGCAACUACGGCCGCUUCCUCCGCGGGCUGCUGGCCGACACACUCAAGUGGUAUCAGAACCAGGAUCAGUACCAUGCCGACAACCAAUCUGUGGUCCGCGGGAAUGUCGUCUACCACACCGGAUUUGUGCCGAAAUGGACGGCGGGGCCGGUUGAGCUAAAUGAUCUGCUGGAAUGGGGGACGAUGUUCCGGCGCAUGGUGCGCAAGUGGCACCUCCGGAUGAGCAAAUGCUUCGCCGAAUGCAUCCGGACGGGGGAGUACAUGCACAUCUACAACGCGAUCAUCAUGCUCAAGGAGAUGUUCCCGGUGUUUCCGCUGUCCGAGGUGUCGCCUGAAGCGUGUACGGCACUGCACCAGGCGAUGGUCAAGUUUUUGGAGGUCGAGACCAGGGACAAUCUGAAGAUCCUGGGCCGAGCGUACUUUGCCAGCUUGGAUAAACGUGUGGAUGCCAAGACUACGACGACGGCUAGUACGAAAGCUGCUGAGAAACCGGUCAAAGGUGUGGAGAAACCACCGACUUCGGCGAGGGAUGCUGCUCCCAUAUCGACUCCCGCACCGGUACCAACUGCUGUUGCGACUCAAGCUCGAGCACCGUCAGCGCCACGAGCGCAGCUCGCUGCCAUUCCAGCAUCAGUACCGGAGAAGCCGGUCGGACCUGCACCAACAUCAUCUACGUCGUCCAUGUUCGCAAACAUCCAGAAGCCUCCAUUUAUGAAGCGCGUGCGAGAUGGUGCGCCGCCACUUCUGGCGUCCAAUGAUGCUGAAGGCUCGGCUGGGGGCUCGAGGUUCAACAGCCCGAGCUCAGUGCACAACUCGCCGCGUCCGGUCGUGGCGCCCUCGACCCCGACACCAGCCAUGCCGCCGCCCGCUGCACCGAGCCAGACAAGGGACGCCCAAGAGCUGAGGGAGACUGCGAAACAGUCUAUCGUCAAGAAGGAGAGUGCCGCUCCGUCGAACGGCAAUUCUCGCGGAUCGUCUCCCCGGCGCAGAUCAACGUCCCCAUCUCGACCGGGAACGAGGAAUCACAGCGCCGAGAGUCGCAACAGCGGAGGCCGGGAUCGUGAGCGCGACGAGGGCAAGCGAUCAUCUGACCGCGACCGCGAACGCGAUCACGUGCACGGUCAGGUGCGACGCGAGAGUGGCCGCGAGUCCCGGGGCGGCGAAUCUCGGGACAAGGACCGACGAGAUAGGCAUGGUGACCGGGAACGCGACCGCGAUCGAGAACGGGACCGGGACAGAGGCGGAGACCGGGACAGGCAUGGAGAUCGGGACCGGGACCGGCAUCGUCGAGAGAAAGACGCACCAUCUAGGACCCCAGGGGGACCCGGGACGGCGAUGCCGACCUCGGUGACGGAACCGAAUUUGAGGCAUCGCAACGGGGCGCCGGAUGAUGGACUGGGCAAGCGGCGGAGGUCAUCGACGGAUGAUGAUCCGGACCGGGGAUCGAAGCGCAGCUCCCGUGCACACCGAGACGAGCGCAGUCGUCGGCCCGAGAGCGAUCGACGGCGGAAGGAGGAGGAGGGGGAUAACAGGACCUUGGACGAAGCUUCCUCAAAAUCAGCACCACCCUCCACUCCCACUCCCGCUCCUGCUCCUGCUCCUGCGCCUGCUCUUCCUCAGACCCCAGCGGUGUCGGUCCCGUCUGGCCCACGUGCCGGACGACCGACACCGCCAGCGCCUUCACCGAUCUCGGCACCCCAUGGGCUUGCUCGUGGACUACCGCCGAUUCCGGUGAGCUCGAGUACGCCAAUGCUGUCGAUGGGGAAUGGUGCCGGCCACCGACCACAGUCGCCGCCAUUUAGCUCUAGUGCCAGUAGCGGCGGCGGCAGUCUGCGCUCGCGGAUGGGCGGGAUCAUGUCACUCGAUCCUCAUGCUGCGCCGUUCCGACCGAGGGAGGACGACAGGGACCGGGACCGGGAUCGGGACAGCCGUAAGCGGACGGCAUCCGACCGGGAUCUGGAUAACGGCGGGCCUGGCUCGGAGCAGAAGCGACCGCGUGUGCUGCAUCGCAAUCGGUAUGUCGGGCCGCCAUCGUCAGGCCCGAAUUCGCCGAAUCCGAAUCAGUACAGCGGUGUCGCGAGGAAGACGCUGCCGAUUGACCGUCGGCCCAAGGAGUAGUUGUUUGUAGGCAUAUAUCCAACCAGGUGUAUGUACACGAUGCAAGGAUGGCUGUGCAGAAUAGUGGAGUCAGACGCUGUCUCUUCUGCUUCUCUCCCUCAACACUCACUGCCUUUUCUCCACAUACCGCAGCGAAAGAAAGACCAAGCUAGUUACGCGACAGAACAGGCGCUGAGAUUCAAGCCGGCGAGCAGAAUGAUACGAUUGAGAUUCUAUUCCCAAUUCCGUGCAAUGUAAGCAAUAGAAUGAGGUGUGUCGCAAAAAUCUGAAUUGGCAUAUCUGUUAUGGUCAGCGCUGAUAGGUAGGGCUCAGGCCUUCAGCCUGAUGACUGGCUGAUCUCCGUAGGAAAGGUUGAAUCAGUCGUCAUCAGACGGUGAUCAGACGUUGAUCAGGGAAUGGUCAGCAACGCAUCAGGUGAGUAUCGGACGUCAGUCAGGCGGGAAUCAGCGGUUGAUCAGAAAACUACCAGGCCCUGGUUUCAGCGGUGAAGACAAAAGGAGAACAGGCUUUCUUCCUUGCUCCAUCUUCACUUUUUUACAUUCACGUUUGGCACUGCAUUUGAACAGGGUAUCGCUUCACUUUCACUUGGAUAUUCAAUUAAUUUAAUUAAUUAAUGUCACACUGUUAUUCAGCCUUAAUGAUAAUAAUUUCACUCGAUUUACUUCACAGUGGGAAUCGAACGCGAGAACAUGAACUACUAGACCAAUACAGACCACUACACUAUGUAGGCGCGUGUUGCACUGUGUGCUCCAGUGCUAAGUGUCGUCGGAGACUUAACACAGCCACUUGCAUCAUGAUGACGCAAACCAGAACGACCCUUCCACUCGCAGCUCGCAGCGUACCAGCAUCUUUCUACACAGGACUGUGAAGUUCAACAUAUCUCUCGACAUCUUCCCAACAAUAUUGCCAUUGGAACUUUGCGGUCUGCGCAUCGCAACAAGCCGAGACCAUAUCCUCUGAGGUCCACCUUCGACGCUCAGCUGCAAGGACUCGGAUACAUUGACAAGCGUCGCCAUCAACGCAAACGAGCGGGCCGCCGGAUGCAUGUACAAUGGGUAUCACUCCAGCCGCCUGGCCCUGUGCGUCAGCGCUGCUGACCAAAGCGAAAGAGAAGAGAGAGAAGGCGACGUACCAUGAACUCCAUAACAUUGAUCCUGAAGUGUUCAUCCAGCACGACCCAGCCAAGCGAGCACCUGCGAGUACGGUGCGUUCAGCACGAAUUGCACAUGGUUCUGUCCAGAAUAGGCAUCUGCCGAUCAUGACCGGCUGCACGCCCCGCGCAGCGUACUCUGGGCGGUUCUGCAGCAGUGAAUGCAAUGCGCGGAGCUGCAUCGGAAUCACGCGCUCCCUCCCCGUGAGCGACAGCCGCGCCAUCUCGCGCGUGUCGCAUGAGGGGUACACGACGCGCGUGCGUACGGUCGCGGCGGGCCCGAACGGGGGUACGCGAGCACGAUGUCGACGUGCCGAUUCGUCCAGCCCUAGUUGACCAGCACGGCACUCACGCGGCGCAGCGUGAGCGCGUAAAGCAGCAUGAACGCGUGAUAGUACGCGCGCUUUGAAGAAUCCGAGUGAACGUGUAUUGAACACGAACAACGACCUCGUCGCCCUCUGAAGCGUCGACUUCCUGUUGAAGAUCGCUCCAACCAAUCUUGAUUCUCACUGGGUUUUCGGUGCACCAUGGGACUACGGGGACAGUUGAGCUCUGAUAGGCUGAAAAAAUACAGAGAAUGACGAGCUUUUCCGUAACUUCGAUGUCCAACUCUGCUAAUUCCUCGCCAACAAGUUUCCUGAGAUGUACAUGAGUGCGGAACUGUCUUUCAAGGUCGAGAAAUCCAUUAUCUGGUCGACACAGUUGAUGCGGACAUAUUUUACGCUCUCUGAAUGCGGUACAACAUAUAUGUCAUUGAUCCGUAGCAUUUCCCAAAGACAUAGCCUUAUUACAACUUAUAAUACCUGAUCCCAAACUGACCAGAGGCUGACUCCCGUCUGAGCAUACCUGACAAGAUCUUACCGGCCUGACCACCGCCUGAGGAUAUGUGGUCAGGGUCUGACAACAAGCCGUCAGUUCAAAUCAGCCGCAUAUCGGUCCGUCAGGACUGAUCAUAAA